Danaus chrysippus (African queen) is the source of this 1779-nucleotide messenger RNA. NCBI's taxonomy places the organism in Eukaryota, Metazoa, Arthropoda, Insecta, Lepidoptera, Nymphalidae. The record is from the annotation of a GenBank genome assembly.
UUGGGGUGCCUAGAGGUGCAAGGCGACCAGAAAACCGGUUCUGUCGAGAGAUUCUUUGUUUGGUUAUCGCAAUGUCGGAACGUCGCGACUCGAAACGGACACCUUGUCUCUAAACUAACGGCACGUUUAUCAAUUUCAGAGGCAGGGAAGUUCGAAUGCGUGUGCACCGAGGAAGAGGCAGCUGAGGGCCGGCCGGGCCAGAUGGCGGACGUAGCGGUGCGAGCACUGCUCUUCACCGCGUUACUGGCCACCCUCGCUGACGCUGGUGCGGCACGCUUUGGAGAUCGCCUAGCACCACGUGUUCCUGUUCCCUACGCACCACGCAACAUUCCCGCUGAGUUACAUUAUUUAGAGAAUGAAAACAAUAGGGUGAUAGAUCAGAAUUAUGAUGAAAACGUCAAUGAGGAACGAGUCGAGCCACAGAAAGACAUUGUACCCCCACCGCGACGACCUACCCGUACGGAGGCACAUCGCCUAGAAAUGAGCACAGAAUAUUUUGUCAUACCUCAUAGGAAGUCAUCGGUACCAGCGGUUUCUACUUCAAGAGUUGUCGUCGUAUCCACAUCGCGUCCGGCAAAUACAACCGCCUCAGUAAUAAUAGCACCACACAAUGUGCAGAUAUUAAGAGCGCAACCAUGGGCCGUACCAAUAUUGGCAUUAGCGUGUGUGAGCAUGGCGAUUAUUGGAGGUUUCGAAGCAUUUAUAGUGUGGGGUGCAAGUCGGAAAGCGCCAAGUCAACGUCAUCUACUUCUGGGACAAUGUUUACUGUUUGGACUUUUUACUUGUGCAGCAACAGCAGCACUUUUUACCGCAGCGCCAACUGCUUUUACAUGUGGUGCCGUACGAUUUGGAACAGGCGUAGCCUAUGUGAUCGUUUUUGCAUCUUUAUUAGUGAAAUGUGUAUUUUUAUUAAGCUUAAACGGUGGAGUGUACUUACCAGCAGCAUACCAAGGACUUUUGUUAUUCUUUGCCGUAAUGAUUCAAGUUGCAAUAGGAGCACAGUGGUUAGGAGGGUCUCCACCCAAAGUGGCCAACGGGGCCAUGAAAUGUGAUUCGCCACUGUCUGAUCUAUUACUUUCAUUAUGCUAUGCCGCAUUUCUGAUUGCUGUGGUUUGUGGUGUGGCGUUAAGAUCACGAGGAAUUCGCGAUAAUUAUAGGGAAGCAACUCACAUAGCUGGUGCUGGAGGUGCCACUGCAGCUGUGUGGAUCUGUUGGAUAGCGGCUGCAUUAGGGGCACCGGAACAGCAUCGUGAAGCAUGUGUAGGAGCGGGCCUGAUAAGCACAUGUGUAGUCGUAUUCGCUUUAAUGUUUGCACCGAAAGGCAGACGAUUAGCCGCACUAGGCCGCGAAGGAAGGUGGGAUGCCGAUAGAGAGGAAGGACUCAGUUCCAUAGGCGCUGGUGGUUCUGGCUACUCGCCGUCCUUUUUCCACUUCAAACCAGUUAAAUACGGAAUGGUGUCUGCCGCUGCCCCGGUUCCAGCGCCAGCGCCUAUGAUAGACCGCAAGGAGCACCAAGCUCAGCCAGCCGAUUAUUAUGGUGCUCUGUACGCCGGUUCGCACCCGCACUCACGUUCACUGUGUCCACCGCCACACUACCCUCUGCACCCUCUAACGCACUACCACUACAAUUACCCGCACUAUAAUUAUCUCCUGCCACCAGGCGUCAUGAUGCGUCCGGAGGAGGGGAACGUGUACACGAGCGUGGAGCCCACCUUCAGCAGCAAUCCAAACGUAUACUUCCAACGACAGGAACCAUUGCACGUCGGCAUGAUGUACUGA